GUUCUUAUGGUAAUAUAAGAAACAUCUCUUAGUUUAGUUUGAGUGUAUGAUUAAAUAGUUGGAACUGGGGGAGUCAACUGAAGUCGUCCUUUCUUUUUUUCCUAUAAGUAAAACAUCUCCUCCUCUUUGCCCUUGUACUUAACUCUUAACUCAUCACCUCCGCCGGGAAAAUGGCUCUCGCCAGAUUCUUCUCUCUCCUCUCCGUCAUCACUCUCUCUCUUUUCCUCUUCGCGUCCAAUGCUUCCUCUCGCUCUCUAUCAACUCCACAUAAAACGACCGUACUCAACGUCGCCUCAUCUCUCCAGCAAACACAACACAUCCUCUCCAUCGACCCGACCCGUUCCUCACUCACCACAACCACCAGACCCGAGUUCGAAUCCAAAUCCAUCCCCUUUUUUCUCAACUCAUCUUCUCCACUCACUCUACAGCUUCACUCCCGAGACACUCUCCUCGCACCACACCACAAAGACUACAAAAGCCUAGUACUGAGCCGACUCGAGCGAGACUCAUCCCGAGUCGCCGCAAUCGCCGCGAAAGUCAGAUUCUCCGUCGAGGGCGUCAACAGAUCCGAUCUCAAACCCGUUUACAACGACGAGACCAUGUACAACCCCGAGGAGCUGACGACGCCCGUCGUCUCCGGAGCUAGCCAAGGAAGCGGCGAGUAUUUCUCGAGAAUCGGCGUCGGAACUCCGGCGAAGGAGAUGUACAUGGUGCUCGACACCGGAAGCGACGUGAACUGGCUCCAGUGCAAGCCUUGCUCCGACUGCUACGAACAAUCCGACCCGGUUUUCGACCCGGCUGAAUCUUCGACGUACAAGCCGCUAUCGUGCGCAGCUCCACAGUGCGCGUCUCUAGAAGUCUCCACGUGUCGCUCAAACAAGUGUCUAUACCAAGUUAGUUACGGAGACGGGUCUUUCACCGUUGGAGAGUACGCGACCGAUACGGUGACGUUUGGCGACUCGGGUAAAGUAAACGACGUCGCUUUGGGGUGUGGUCACGAUAACGAGGGUCUCUUCAUGGGAGCGGCCGGUUUACUCGGUUUAGGAGGCGGAGCUUUGUCGAUGACUAAUCAAAUCAACGCGACGUCGUUUUCUUACUGCCUCGUGGAUCGCGACGCGGGGAACUCGUCGAGCCUCGAUUUCAACUCGGUCAAAAUCGGCGACGGAGACGCGAUGGCGCCGCUUCUCCGAAACAAAAAGAUCGACACUUUCUACUACGUGGGACUCAGCGGAUUCAGCGUCGGCGGCGAGAAAGUCGAGAUCCCUUCGUCGGUGUUCGAGGUCGACGCCGCGGGAGCCGGAGGAGUGAUCUUGGACUGCGGAACCGCCGUGACUCGUCUCCAGACGGAGGCCUAUAACGCGCUCCGCGACGCGUUUGUCAAACUCGCGAAGGAUUUCAAGAACGCGACGUCGAGCAUCUCUCUGUUCGACACUUGCUACGACUUCUCGUCUAUGUCCUCCGUGAAUGUCCCGACGGUGGCGUUUCAUUUCACCGGCGGUAAGUCGAUCGAUUUGCCGGCGAAGAAUUACUUGAUACCUAUUGAUGACGCGGGAACGUUCUGCUUCGCUUUUGCUCCGACGUCGUCUGAGUUGUCGAUCAUAGGGAACGUGCAGCAGCAAGGGACACGUAUCACUUACGAUCUGGAGAAUAAUCUUAUCGGGUUGUCAGCGAAUAAAUGCUAAAAGUGAAUGAUUAAAUAGUUUUACUAAAUAUAGUAUUAGUAAAACUCUCUUUUUUUUUCUUGGUUUCUUUACCAUGGGAAACAAAAUCGUAAGUGUGAAUUUUUCUUUUAUCCUUUUUAAUUAGUCAGAUGUUAUUUACGGUUCUUAUCGAUUAAUACUAAUAUUAAUUAUUGUAACUUUGAAAAAUGUUGUCUAGGCUGUUAGUUAUUGGUUGAUAGUUUUGUGAGAGGAGAGCCUUGUUGUAUCUAAACAAGUCUUCUGAAAACUUUUUCUGUGGCCCUGUCUUCUAUAUUUUUUUAAACUA
Brassica oleracea var. oleracea is the source of this 1986-nucleotide messenger RNA. Its product is annotated as protein ASPARTIC PROTEASE IN GUARD CELL 1-like. Gene Ontology annotation, biological process: proteolysis. NCBI's taxonomy places the organism in Eukaryota, Viridiplantae, Streptophyta, Magnoliopsida, Brassicales, Brassicaceae. The record is from RefSeq and is a predicted model, not a curated record. Gene Ontology annotation, molecular function: aspartic-type endopeptidase activity. The coding region runs from base 171 to 1682 and encodes 503 amino acids. The transcript has a single exon.